Messenger RNA from Cyphellophora attinorum, 1428 nucleotides. RefSeq lists its product as uncharacterized. NCBI's taxonomy places the organism in Eukaryota, Fungi, Ascomycota, Eurotiomycetes, Chaetothyriales, Cyphellophoraceae. The record is from RefSeq and is a predicted model, not a curated record. The transcript has 3 exons. The coding region runs from base 1 to 1428 and encodes 475 amino acids.
AUGUCCUACCAAUAUACAGUCACCGAGCGCCGCCGGCGCACUACCUCUCCCUCCUACGGUGCCUCAUCCAAUCGCUCCACCUUCGGCUACUGGGUUCCUCUAGUCCUUACAGUCGGCGCCGCCGUCGUCGGUGUCGCAGCCUGGGUAUGGUCGGAGCGACGGGAAGAUGAUGAGGAUAGCGAUCAUGAACAUUAUAGCGGUGGCGUCCCACCACCAGGCUAUGCAAGCAUGAGCGGAGGAAUGGGGCCUCCGCCUCCAGGUGGUAUGGGAAUGCCGCCCGGGCCAGGACCAAUGGGCAUGCAGCAGGGCGGGCCGCCUGGUCCGGGGAUGGGGAUGCCGCCUGUGCAGGGCGGGUUUCGCGGGGGUGUUGAUGGGCCGGAGGGCGGGUGGAGCAGCAGGAGCAGGAGCCGGACGCUGAAUUGGGCGUCCCAGCAGGUUGCGGCUGGUUUUGCUGCGGCUGGUGCGAUGGUUGGUGGUGCGUUGGGGGCUGCAAGGGAAGGUGAUCAGGGCGCGUAUCGGGAUCAUGAGCGGUGGAGUGAGGAGGCUGAGCAGAGGGACAGUGAGAGGGAGAGGGGCCAGGUGAAGCAGGGUCUGAAGAGGAGGGGGACGGCGGACGAGUACUUUUCGGGGGAGGUUAAGUUGCCGACGAGGAUGAGUGGGUAUAAGGGCAAGAAGAGGAGGACAGUGGCUAUCGUUGUGUCGGCGGUGGAGAAUGGUACUGCGGCUACAGAGCUGGGAAAUCAUGCUUCGAUUCUUGCACAUCUGCCGGAGCAUCUGGAUCCGGACACUACAAGAGUAUUUGUGUUGAUCUAUGCACCUGAUCUAAAGACUCAUCCGCUCGCUACGACAAGUGCCUCUCAACAAUCGAUGCGCUCCCAAUCGAUGGCUUCCUCCUUCAGCAACAUCAGCCAUCCCGGCGAUCAAACUCCCGAAACUCCAGCACAGACACCUGGCGAGUUCCCAACUUCUGGUCUCACGGAGCUCGAUCCAGCACCAGAGGACUCCAGCCUCUUCUCGAGCUCCACCCUGUUCAAGACACUCCACAACCAAGCCCGUGCCCUAGUCGAGCGUGACUCACAUAUCAUGCCCUUCACGACUCCCGCGGGGCACAAACAUAUUCUGAAGUCCUUGUCGCCGGAAAUCGUUUACAUUCAAGAAUCCCUGUGUGGCGACGCAGGCGAGGGCGAGAUUGUGGCUGAUCUGAGUGGGUGGGUCAGGCAGAUUGUGGUCGUGGUUGGUGAUGAAGGCGGCGCUGGAGGGUUGGUUGAUACUGAUGAUGAGGUGGAGAGGAAGAGAAUGGGCGGAAAGGACGGUACGGGCGUUUGGUGGAUGAAGGAGGAACGGACUGGGCUGGGAAAGAGGGUUGCUGUGGUGGAGGGCGUGAAGGUUGGUGAUGAUUGGGGGAGGAGAGUCAAUGAGCAAGACUGA